This is a messenger RNA of Aegilops tauschii subsp. strangulata, 993 nucleotides long. RefSeq lists its product as uncharacterized. NCBI's taxonomy places the organism in Eukaryota, Viridiplantae, Streptophyta, Magnoliopsida, Poales, Poaceae. The record is from RefSeq and is a predicted model, not a curated record.
AUGACGUCGACUUCCGCCUCCGCCUGCGGCGGCAGCGCCCAAGGGAACUCAUCGGCAGUGCCAUGGUCCAGCCUUCCCGACUAUCUCCUCACCAUAAGCUACCUCAGCCUCACCGCCCCAGUAGACCGCGUCCGCUUUGCCGCCGUGUGCACGGCGUGGCGUGCCGUCGCAUCACCGCACCUGCCAUGCAGCGGCGUGGGCCGUCCACAGGGGUACCCGUUAGUCUUGCGAAAGGUCAUCUUCUCCGAGGAGCCCACUUUGAGUAGUUGUGUCGUCGCCGCCAUCACCAAUGUGCACGAGCUCGCGUUCUAUAAGGUUGGCUCCCCUGGGUCCGGUUGGACAAUAAGAGGACUGAAUUGGAAUGAUCGUCUCAUGGAUAUCGCCUUUUGCAAUGGCGAGCUCUAUGGCAUCACAAGAGACAUCAAGAGGCUCAUCAAGUACGAGUUUGGUGUAAACCAACUUGAAGAGCUCGAUGUUAACAUCCGCUCGUUGUGCAUGCUAAACAACUACGAAAACGGCCCAGACGAGCAUGUGAGGUACAUUCUUGAGCUACGUGGCAACCUUGUAAUGGUGGUGAGUAAUUAUACGUUGUACAACAGCUUCACGGCCAUCGAAAAAAACAACUUCACAGUUUUCGAGCUAGUCCACAGCCACAGGUAUAGCUGGCCAAAGGUUGAUAACUUGAGAGACUAUGCGCUAUUCGUGGGGCCAACAGGCUCCAAGGCAGUGCGUGUGCCGGCAAGUGGGUUGGGUGAGAUGCAGAAAAAUCACAUCUACUUCUCCCACCAUCGUUGCUUAAGGCGAAACGAUAAGAUCCCCAAUGGCGUCAAGGUAUUCUUGAAGAGCUUAAAUGACGAUGGUUACCGUGUGUAUUACAAGAAAGAUGAAAGUGUCAUGGAUGGUGUGAAAGGCAUCAUGUCUACAGGGUACUACGCAAUGGGCGGUGUCCAUCCCCCCAUGUGGCUAUUCCCUGAGAGAUGUGCAGAGGAUUAG